AUGGUUUUUGGGUUUCACUUGCCACAAAAUGAGAGAGAUAUCAAAUUGUUGCUUCACGCUGGAUAUCAACAAUUCCUCAAUUGCUCAUCUGGAUUGUUCUUUGGAUAUCUUGUUAAUGGAAUCUGUGAGUCAUCAAGACAUGGCAAGGUUGCAAUUCUGGAUGGGUAUAUCCAGCUGACAGAGAAUGAUGAAUUUGCUUACCAAGAGAUGCUCACUCACCUUGCACUCUGUUCCAUUCCAAAUCCAAACAAGGUGCUGCUAGUUGGAGGAGGAGAUGGUGGAAUUCUUAGAGAGAUAUCUCGCCAUUCUUCUGUUGAACAUAUUGAUAUAUGUGAAAUAGACAAAAUGGUGAUUGAUGUUUAUAAGAACUUUUUCCCGGAUAUAGCAGUUGGUUACCAGGAUCCUCGAGUGCAUGUUCAUAUCACUGAUGGUAAAAGGAAUUGCGUUCAUCAAUUCUGCUCCUGAGGGCACUUAUGAUGCUAUUAUAUUUGGAUGCUUUCAACCCAAUGGGACCUAUUGCAGAAGUGCUUGCAGAUAACUGCUUCAUGGA
Molecule: messenger RNA, 550 nt
Organism: Gastrolobium bilobum
Lineage: Eukaryota; Viridiplantae; Streptophyta; Magnoliopsida; Fabales; Fabaceae
Product: spermidine synthase 1-like
Exons: 6
Coding region: 1-465 (154 amino acids)
Biological process (GO): spermidine biosynthetic process
Cellular component (GO): cytosol
Molecular function (GO): spermidine synthase activity
Source: RefSeq, a predicted model, not a curated record